AUGGAAAAUAAAAAAGAUAUCCAAAUCACAAAAUUAGAUGAACAAAGUGAAGCCAAGUCAACAUAUGAGCAAAUAGAAAAAGAUAGAGUUCAGUUAGUCUCUAAGAUAGAAGAGUUAUAUCAAGAUGUAGUAGAACAUAAAUUAGUAUUGGAAGCUUUGGAAAAUGUUCCAUCUGAUAGAAGAUGUUACAGAAUGGUUGGUGAAAUUCUAGUUGAAAGAACGGUUGGUGAAAUUAAACCAGCUUUGAUAGAUCAUAAAAACAAGGUUGAACAAAUUAUAAGUGAAUGCCAGAAAAAAUUAGACGAAAAAAAUAAUGAGAUUUCAAAAUUUAUGAAAAACUCACAAACAUUAAAUAUACCAAGUAGUCUUAUCUCUAAGAAAUCACUUGAGAAUAACAACAGUUUCAAUGAUAAAGACAAGAAGUCAGGUUUAACUUUUUAA
Messenger RNA from Plasmodium gallinaceum, 441 nucleotides. RefSeq names its product prefoldin subunit 2, putative. Gene Ontology annotation, molecular function: protein folding chaperone. The record is from RefSeq and is a predicted model, not a curated record. The transcript has 4 exons. The coding region runs from base 1 to 441 and encodes 146 amino acids. Lineage: Eukaryota; Apicomplexa; Aconoidasida; Haemosporida; Plasmodiidae. Gene Ontology annotation, biological process: protein folding. Gene Ontology annotation, cellular component: prefoldin complex; cytoplasm.